UUUAUAGCGUUUUAGUACAAGAAGCUACUGGACGAACAUCUCAUUGGAAGAUAUUAAUGGGUAGGCGCGCUGUCGGUAAUGCAUGUAAAUCAUAGUGUGCUGGAUUCCUUGAAGCAAAGGAUACAUUUUUCUGGUUGAAGGCUGUUUUAAUCACAGAUGAAAACUAGCCCUUUUUGAAUUGGCCGGCGCUUUGAGAUAUUUUGAUUUUGAACAACACGUAACACAGUUUCUGGAAUUUCGUUAAAAAGAACUACCCAGCAUUCAACUGUCAUCAUGUCUUUCGAUCCCACACAUCCCGAUUUUGAAUAUCUGGCUGUCGACCGUAAAAAAUUGAUGAGAGAACAAACCCAGACGUUCGACGGUAAGAAGGCCUGUUGGGUUCCUGACCCAAAAGAAUCCUUUCUCGCUGGAGAAAUCCAGAGUACCGAAGGUGAAAAAGUUACAGUCAAGAUCACUAAAACAAAUGAGACAAAAACUUUUAAGAAAGAUGACCUACAGCAGAUGAAUCCACCCAAGUUCGAGAAAAUCGAAGAUAUGGCUAACUUGACCUAUCUGAACGAAGCUUCGGUACUUUACAACUUGAAAGCCCGUUACGAAGCUGGCUUUAUCUAUACCUACUCCGGACUGUUCUGUGUCGCCAUCAAUCCCUAUCGACGUCUACCAAUCUACACCAUGAGUAUUAUUAUCAAAUACCGUGGUAAACGAAGAGUGGAAAUGCCUCCCCAUUUGUUCUCUAUUGCUGACAACGCCUACCAAUACAUGGUAAUGGAUCGUGAAAAUCAGUCUAUGUUGAUUACUGGCGAAUCUGGUGCUGGUAAGACUGAAAACACGAAAAAGGUCAUUCAAUAUUUUGCCCAUGUUGCGGCUAAAUCACAUAAAGAAAAAGAAGAAAAAAAGGAGGAGGAAGGCAAAGCAGAGAAAAAGGCAGGAUCUCUUGAGGAUCAAAUCGUACAAGCUAAUCCAGUAUUAGAAGCUUACGGCAAUGCUAAAACACUUCGUAACAACAACUCCUCAAGAUUCGGUAAAUUUAUCCGUAUCCAUUUUGGUACUCAAGGCAAAAUCUCUGGAGCUGAUAUUGAACAAUAUUUGUUGGAGAAAUCUCGGGUCACUUUCCAGCGACCUGGUGAAAGAAAUUACCAUAUUUUCUACCAGCUUCUGUCCAAUGCUAUCCCAGAAAUUACAGAGAAGCUAUUAUGUAGCCCAGACCCAGCUCUCUAUAAUUUUGUUAACCAGGGAGCUAUUACAGUCGACAAUAUCGAUGACAACCAAGAAAUGAAGGAUACUGAUGUCGCCUUCGAUGUUUUGGGUUUCACUCAAGAAGAGAAAACGAGUAUGUUCAAAUGUACAGGAGCUAUCAUUCAUUUCGGUGAGAUGAAAUUCAAACAGAGACCAAGAGAAGAACAAGCUGAAGCUGAUGGCAAUGCCGAGGCUGAAAAGGUUGCCUUUUUGUUGGGUGUCAAUGCUGGAGAUUUGGUCAAAGGUCUUCUGAAACCUAAGAUUAAGGUCGGUAACGAAUUUGUGACCCAAGGUCGUACCAAGGAACAAGUUAUAUAUUCAGUCGGUGCUUUGUCAAAGUCCACAUAUGAUCGUAUGUUUAAAUGGUUGGUUGUCCGUGUCAACAAGACCCUGGAUACUAAAGCUAAAAGACAAUUCUUCAUUGGUGUACUGGAUAUUGCUGGUUUCGAGAUUUUUGAUUUCAACAGCUUUGAACAGAUUUGUAUCAACUAUACCAAUGAACGUCUACAACAGUUCUUCAACCAUCACAUGUUUAUCUUAGAGCAAGAAGAAUACAAAAAGGAAGGCAUUGAAUGGGAGUUCAUUGAUUUUGGAAUGGAUUUACAAGCUUGUAUUGAUCUUAUCGAGAAGCCUAUGGGUAUCCUGUCCAUCUUAGAAGAAGAGUGUAUGUUCCCUAAGGCAACUGACCUUUCCUUUAAAGAAAAGUUAUACAACAACCAUUUGGGCAAAUCACCAAACUUUGGUAAACCAGUUGGUAAGAAACUCAAAGGUGAAGCUCACUUUGAACUUCAUCAUUAUGCUGGUACUGUACCAUACAGUAUUACUGGUUGGUUGGAGAAAAACAAGGAUCCUUUGAAUGAGACUGUGGUAGAAAUUCUUAUUCAUUCGAAAGAAGCUUUGGUAUCAACUCUCUUCGCCCCAGCAGCCGAUGAUGGCUCCCCACCAGUACGUAAAAAGGGAUCCAGUUUUAUGACGGUAUCUUAUCGUCACAGGAGGAGGGCGCCGGUGGUGGUACCCAGAAGAAAAAGAAGAGUUCAGCUUUCCAGACCAUUUCAGCCACACAUAGGGAAUCUUUGAACAAACUGAUGAAGAAUUUGUACAGCACACAUCCUCACUUUGUACGAUGUAUUAUUCCCAAUGAAUCGAAACAGCCAGGUUUAAUUGAUUCCCAUCUGGUACUUCACCAGCUGCAGUGUAAUGGUGUA
Patella vulgata (common limpet) is the source of this 2441-nucleotide messenger RNA. Its product is annotated as myosin heavy chain, striated muscle. Gene Ontology annotation, cellular component: actin cytoskeleton; vesicle; cytoplasm. Gene Ontology annotation, biological process: vesicle transport along actin filament; actin filament organization. Bases 274 to 2313 code for a protein of 679 amino acids. The record is from RefSeq and is a predicted model, not a curated record. The transcript is spliced from 18 exons. NCBI's taxonomy places the organism in Eukaryota, Metazoa, Mollusca, Gastropoda, Patellidae. Gene Ontology annotation, molecular function: actin filament binding; microfilament motor activity; ATP binding.